AUGCCGUAUAAUGUUGCGGUAAUCGGACGUAGUGGAGUGGGAAAAAGUUCAUUUAUCAAUACUAUUCGUAAUAUAAAUAGUGAACAUUCAGAUUCAGCAGCUGUUGGCGUUAUCGAAACAACAAUUGAACCAAAAUGUUAUCGUUUUGAAACAAAUGCAUUUUUAUGGGAUGUUCAAGGUCUGGGUACUCCAUCAGUUUCAAAAGAUACUUAUUGUACGGCAAUUAACAUUCUUCGAUAUGAUAUGUUCUUAAUAUUAUCACGUGGACGAUUUUUAGAGGAUGAUCUUUGGUUAGCUAAUAUUGUACGUGAUAAAUUACAUAAAAAUUUAUUUUUUAUUCGUACAGGAACAGAUGAAGAAUUGAGAAACCAUCGUUCAGAUUAUCCGAAAAAGUUUAAUGAAACUCGUGUAUUAGAUAGUAUUCGAGAAAAUUGUUUACUUAAUUUAUAUCAAAAUUUUGGCACAUCGAAUACGUCAUUAUAUUUAAUUAAUGCUAAAGACAAAUCAAAAUAUGAUUUUCCAUUAUUAAUCAAAGAUAUAAUUAAUCACAUCAAUGGUGAAAAUAUGUUGCCUAUAUUGACAUUGAUAAAUGAUGAUAAUCAAACUACUCAAGUACCUUCACAAGAACAAUCAGUUGGUCAGAUUGUCGGCAGAGUAGCAUAUAAUUGGGCACGAUUUGGUCUAAUUUCAUAUAUUUAUGAUAAAUAUAAAUCUCAACCACAAUAA
Messenger RNA from Didymodactylos carnosus, 726 nucleotides. NCBI's taxonomy places the organism in Eukaryota, Metazoa, Rotifera, Eurotatoria, Philodinida, Philodinidae. The record is from the annotation of a GenBank genome assembly.